Rhagoletis pomonella (apple maggot) is the source of this 3090-nucleotide messenger RNA. RefSeq names its product fibroin heavy chain (gene prc). The record is from RefSeq and is a predicted model, not a curated record. Lineage: Eukaryota; Metazoa; Arthropoda; Insecta; Diptera; Tephritidae. The annotation marks the transcript as partial. The transcript has 7 exons.
CAACCGGGCGCAGGCGUACAUCCUGGAGCCGGUUAUCAACCUGGCGCAGGUCUACAACCAGGCGCAGGCGUACAUCCAGAAGCCGGUUAUCAACAUGGCGCAGGUCUACAACCAGGUGCUGGUCUACAACCGAGCGCAGGCGUAUAUCCAGGAGCUGGUUAUCAACCAGGUGCAGGUCUACAACCAGGUGCAGGUCUACAACCAGGUGCAGGUCUACAACCAGGUGCUGGUCUACAACCGGGCUCAGGCGUACAUCCGGGAGCCAGUUAUCAACCAGGUGCAGGUCUACAACCAGGCCCAGGCGUAUAUCCUGGACCUGGCUAUCAACCGGGCGCAGGCGUACAUCCAGGACCUGGUUAUCAACCAGGUGCAGGUCUACAACCAGGAGCCGGUUAUCAACCUGGCGCGGGUCUACAACCCGGCGCAGGUCUUCAACCAGGUGCUGGUCUACAACCGGGCGCAGGCGUGUAUCCAGGAGCUGGUUAUCAACCAGGUGCAGGUCUACAACCAGGUGCUGGUCUACAACCUGGCGCAGGCGUACAUCCAGGAGUCGGUUAUCAGCCAGGUGCAGGUCUACAACCAGGAGCCGGUUAUCAACCUGGCGCAGGUCUACAACCCGGCGCAGGUCUUCAACGAGGUGCAGGUCUACAACCUGGCGCAGGCGUACAUCCAGGAGCCGGUUAUCAACCAGGCGCAAGUCUACAACCUGGCGCGGGCAUACAACCAGGAGGCGGCUAUCAACUUGGCGCAGGUCCACAACCAGGAGCUGGCUACCAACCGGGUGCAGGUCUACAACCCGGAGCCGGUGUACAGUCUGGCGCAGGUCCGCAACCAGGAGCUGUUUAUCAACCUGGCGCAGGUCUUCAACCAGGAGCCGGUUAUCAACCAAGCGGCGGUCUUCAACCAGACGCAAGACUGCAGCCGGGCGCAGGUUACGCUCCCGGAUUUGGUGCCCAAGCUGCUGGACAGCCAGAACUCGGCGUACAACCUGGUGCAGGUUACAGACCAGGUGCUGGUGAUAUAUAUAGUGCUGGCGUGGGUGGAGUGCCAUCUGGAACAUACCCAUCACUUCCACAAGCAGUAUCGACUUAUGGUCCAGGCGUUGGCAUAGGUGCAGGUGCACCAGCAGGUGAAGCGUAUGGACAAGGUGAAGCACCAGGAUCCGGAACAUUUGCACCAAUAGGAGCAGCAGGAACUGGUGUAGGUGGUGUUGGUGGUACUGGUGUUCUGCCCGGUGGUGUGUCAGUAGAACCCGGAGCGGUAGGCUAUCCCGGUGCUGCUGCCCCUGGAGGGGGAGCAUUGGGUGAGUAUAAGGAGGAAGGUCCAAGCAGCUUGAUAACGGCAGCUGGAGCGGGAGGAGCAGAUGAUGCAUUCUCACAAGCUGAAUCUUCCAUUAGCGAUGGCCAAGCAGCGGCCAGUGCACAGGGCAAAAAGAAUGGUGGCACUGCCAAAACUCAAGUAUCCGGAACAUACAGUUCAACUGGAACAUUCAGUGCUAGCGCUUCAACUUCUGAUAGCGACCGUUCAGCGAAUGCUCAAGUGAGUGGAAAUAAUGAUGGAGCGAUGAGUCAAUCGCAAGGACAGGGUGGCGCGGCACAGUCGCAAUCUCAGGUUCAAGUCAACUCGAAGAAUGGCGGUACUAAAGCUUCUUCACAGAGUGGCGGCAUAAUACAUCAGAGCCAGAGCGAGGUACAAGCAAAUGACAAAGGAGGUUUGGCCGAUUCACAGUCUAGUGGGCCGGGACAAACUUCGUCGCAAGCUCAAAUCGGCUUUCGGCCUAAUCAAGAAGGUAGCGCUGCACCACCGACUAGCGGUGGAGGCCAAGCGUCUGCGCAAUCUGGCAGCCAUUCAGGCCAAAGUCAGUCGCAAAUUCAGGGCACAUCGAAGUUCGGCGUUUCCUAUCAUGGUGCCGCGCAGUCUGCUUCGGGCACUAAAGAGCAAGUGGCAAGCUAUCGCGAACAGAAUCGUGAAUUAUUCCACAGUAUAAGCCAAUUUGGUAACUCUGAUGGGGUGACUGAUCGCGUAGACGCCGUGUAUAGCGGGCCUGGCGUAUCAGCUUUAUCAGCUGAUGGCGGUGCUUUACCCGAUCUGGACUUAAAAUCUUCGAAGAGUGUCAAAGAAAUCGUCAACGCCAACAAAGUUACCGAUGACGAUUCUACAAUCAACGAAGACGAGGAGGAGGAGCCAUACGAUGAAUACGACGAUGAGGAUGAGUACUACAACGAAAACUCAAACGGAAAGCUGGACUCCAAAUCGGAUAGCAAAUCCGGAUCCGAUUCUCAAACACCUUACCGAACUUACUCACAAAAUUCACCAUCACAGAGCCAGCAAGCCGCUGUUCCAAGUUCAUCGGAUAAAUAUCUUUUGGUACAAAAUCAAAAUGGACGUGUUCAGAAAUAUCCCUUCCGAUCGACCACUGAAAUGGUGCCUCGCGGUUUCCGUGGUACCGUUAAUGUGGAGAAAAAAUUCCACCCUAAGGCUAUAAAAUCACAACCCACUGACAAUGACCUCGACAGCGUCGAGGAGCAGAGCACAAAUAAGCAACGCACUCCGGAUAGCUAUGUGACCGUGACCAAGUCGAUUACGGGUAGCAUGGAUAAUACAAAGAAUCCACCACAGGAAAAUAAAAAUUUCCAAUCGACUUACUAUACAAAGUCAUCGACCUGUGGGUAUUUUACAUUUUCCUGUAACAUAGUGUACGGUGCGAAUGGUCGCAGUAAAAUCUGUCGUCCCAAGGCGCCAACAAAUGGAAAAUGUUAGAUUAAAGAAAAACCAUUAUUUUCCAUAUCAGUAAUACAUAACUUAGUCGUAAAGAUAAGCCAUAGCUUAACUCGAAUGUAUUUUUAAAGUCCUAACAGAACGUAACAUUAAAACUUACUUACUUAAGAUGAAUAUUUGUAUGUCGAGCAAUAAAUCGUUGGAAAAGGCUUUUUGAUCGUCUCAAGGCCAAUUUCGAAAUACUUAGGUUAUUUUUCAAAUAUACAUACUAAUUAAUACACUGCCACAGAAAAACUGUUAAUAAAACCUAAUUGCUAAAAUGUUAAUUAUUGAUAACUUUGUAAUAAAUGUAACUGUUGUCUUUUAACACCA